Molecule: messenger RNA, 326 nt
Organism: Hibiscus syriacus
Lineage: Eukaryota; Viridiplantae; Streptophyta; Magnoliopsida; Malvales; Malvaceae
Product: 60S ribosomal protein L37a-1-like
Exons: 4
Coding region: 10-297 (95 amino acids)
Biological process (GO): translation
Cellular component (GO): ribosome
Molecular function (GO): structural constituent of ribosome
Source: RefSeq, a predicted model, not a curated record
UGGUACCUGAUGUUAAUUCUUCACUUCUUCAAUUUUAUGCAGACAAAGAGGACGAAGAAGGCCGGUAUUGUCGGGAAGUAUGGUACCUGUUACGGUGCGAGUCUGCGUAAGCAGAUUAAGAAGAUGGAGGUCAGUCGGCAUAGCAAGUACUUCUGCGAGUUAUGCGGAAAGUAUGCGGUGAAGAGGAAAGCUGUUGGCAUUUGGGGAUGCAAUGACUGCGGCAAAGUGAAAGCUGGAGGUGCUUACACUGAACACUGCAAGUGCUGCGACUGUCAGGAGUACUAUUCGGAGGCUUAGAGAGCAGACCGAGAGUUGAUUUGAUUCUG